GUAAGCGGCAAGGAAGAUACCCACAUGUAGAGGUUGACCAAGGAUAAAUCAGUGAUGUUAAAUCUCAGGAGGUCUUUUAGACCUGUCAGCAGUCUUUGGUCAGAACUGUUCAUUGGCCAGUCAAGAAGUUUUGCUGAUCGCAACUUGGGAAAACCUUUGACUGAGCCAGAAUAUAUGAGAAGUUUUCCUGAUGAUGGAAAAUCACCAUUCAUAAACUUUAACAAGUUUAUGAUGAUGCUUGACAGUGACUUUUCUAUUAAGGGUAUAAGACGCUCGAUACAGAAUAUGAUUGAUAUACAACAGAGAAAAGACCAAAGCUUGGAUACAGAAAAAGUUGAAAAGCUUGGUGCUGACCUAAACGCAGCUCACUCAAUUCUGAAAGUAGGGGGACGAGUUCAGUUUACUGGACUGGACAAGUGGAUUGAACGACAGAAAGAUCGUAUACCAUUACCCACCAACCGCAUUGACAACCUCUUCUUACAAGUAGCUGAUCUCACAAAAUCUACAAUCCAAUACGAAGGACUAGAAUGUUUGAGAGGAACCUCAUUGAGGAUGCUGAUUUUGAAGGAUUGUAAGAAAAUAGAUGACUUCUGUCUUUCUCGGCUAUACAUGGUCAGUGAUACUCUAGAGUUUCUGGAUAUAAGUGGUUGUUUACAAGUGACUGAUAAUGGUAUUGGAGCAUUACAAAAAUUAAAAAAUCUGAAAUAUUUGCGUAUGAACGAUUUACCCAAUGCAGGGAAUAAGUCCUACAUAAGCUUACUUCUGCAGGAAGAGAACCCUGAUCUAUCAGUUUUAGGGGUGGAUCUAGAGGCAGUGGAAUAUAUGCCUGACAGUUUCCAAGAAAAGCCUCAAACAGAUUUCAGUUUUUUCAAAGAUAAAAGUAGUUCUGCCCAACAGUCACAGAAACAAACAGAUUCAGAGAAGACUUAAAGUACAUGUAUUUACCACAAAAAUGUGAUCUUCCCGUCCUCUGAUACCUCAUAACAGCAUCAGUACAGUUUGUCAAUAGCUGACUGGGAGCAAGUGUUUACUGGGUUGUCUGUGAUAUCUUUUCUUAAUCUGUGUAAUUAUUAUUAUUAGGGUGAAAGACACUUAUACAUGUAAUGCUAUAAAGCCACCUUGUUAUGUUCAUCUAAUUGCAUAUGUAACUCUGCAUUUGCAUAUUGCUGAUAUUAUCAUGGUUAAAUCAUGGUUAAAUCCUUUUAAAAGAGUUUAAAUGUGAUUUAUUUGGUACAAUAAUUAUUUCAGAAUAAUGGAUACCCAAGAUUACACAUAUUAAAAUAUUUCUUGCUGGUGAAUUAAACAUUAGUUCACAAUAUAUGGCACAGAGAAACUCCUACAGUUUCAACAAGUGUAAUGAAAAAUUUUCCUGAAAUACCCAAAUUUGCAUUAUAGAUUUUUAAAAAAUGUACAUGAACAUGUUUGGCAUAAGCACUAGAUCAGAGUUAAUUUAAAAUCCUAGUGGUUCUGAUGCUCUAAGAAGAACUACAAUCUUUGAACAAUAUGCUGGACUAGUUGCUUUGUAGGGAAAGAUAGCAUAAAUAUAUCAUGCCAAGUACCAUACUUAUAUACUUAAUGUUUUGUGUCAAAAGACAUUCUUACAUAAUCUGUUGUACUUUUCUUUAUUUAGAGAAUUACAUAAUUUACACAUGCAAUUUUGAUUGAUCUUGCCUUUGUUCUGACAAUUAAUUGUUAUCAAGAUAUUUUUAUCCAAGGCUGAUAUAAGUUAGUUUUAGUAUAGUGUCUAGGCAAGCAGUCCUGUUCAAGAGAACUAGAUCUAUUUAACAUCUAGCAGCUAGGUUUGUCUCUAUGUUUUGUUUUGGAUUAAUAAUAAAGUAACUUGACAGUGAA
Messenger RNA from Saccostrea echinata, 1851 nucleotides. Its product is annotated as ATP synthase subunit s, mitochondrial-like. Lineage: Eukaryota; Metazoa; Mollusca; Bivalvia; Ostreida; Ostreidae. The coding region runs from base 55 to 930 and encodes 291 amino acids. The record is from RefSeq and is a predicted model, not a curated record. The transcript has 5 exons.